AAACCUUUCUCUCGAAGCGCGGAGGAAACUAGCUUUCACGUCCUUCUCCUUCAGUAUCUCUUCCUCAUUUCCUUUACCAACCUCAUUUCUCCGUCGUCUAGCUCUUGCCUGGUUUUUUCUGUCCCACCAUAGUCUCCUUCUCCUUCCUAGAUCUGAUGCCAGCCUUCCCUUCCCUUUCUUUUGGAGCACCAGAUCUAGUGCUUCCCUCCCCCUUUUGUUGCUGGGUGGUCGUUUUAGGCACGACAGAAGGCUGCUCUACGGCGUUGAGCUGUGUAGCCGAAGUGUUCUUGUUUGGUGGAGUCAGUGUUGCUUCUCGCCUUCUAAGUUGCGGUUGAGGUGUUCCCUUUUGGUUGAGCUGUGUUGCUUCUCAUUUCUUGAGUUGCGGCUGUCGAGUUCCUGUUUGAUUGAGCCUAUGCUACUUCUCAUUUUUGUGGUGUAACCUCUCCUUUUUGCUAUUUGCUGGUUUUAUUAUUCGGGGUUGCUUUGUGGGGUUGAUCUUCGGUUGUCUCAAUCAUCGUUGCUUGUUGCUUCCGUAGAAGUGAAGACAUUGGUGUUGGAGGUGCUUCGAGUCUCUAUUUUUGGUGGCUUUGUUGCGGCUUGAUAGGAUUCCUUCCUCAUUGUACUUGUUGCUGCCUUUAGUUGCCGAAUGGAGGUCUUUCCCUGUCGUGGUUGGCGGUUCCUCUUUUGGUUUUUGCUUUUAGGUGUUGUUACUCUCACUUGAAGAUUGUUUAUUGCUGGUACAAUAAUCGUACGGCUUGGGUAGAUUUGGUUGGCCGUAACUUCUCCGUGGAUCCCCGGACGCCGCCGCCGCCGCACAUCCAUCACUUCCGCAAGCUGGCCAAGCUCCCUCCAAGGUGCAAUCUCAAUGGCCUUCAUUCUGAUAAUUACUCCGCUCAUUUUAUUGUGGAUCAUUUCCCUAUGCAAAAUUCUCCUUCUCUCACGGAUCCCUUUCAAUAAACAUUUUACACAAAAUGGUAGAGCUCUUCGGAAGAGAAAUGUCUUGUUGGUUAUUGCUCACCCCGAUGAUGAAUCCAUGUUCUUCACCCCAACGAUAAAUUUUCUGACUUCAAGAGGGCAUAAUGUUCAAAUACUUUGCUUAUCAAUUGGUGAUGCAGAUGGCAAAGGAAACAUCAGAAAACAAGAGCUUUUUCAGGCUUGUGUAGCCCUCAAGAUUACGAUGCAACAAGUGAAGAUUGUCAAUCAUCCAGAACUGCAGGAUGGCUUUGGUAAAGUUUGGAAUCAUAGCUUAUUGGCAAAGUUCAUUGAGGAUGAAAUAACUAGUCACUGCAUUGAUAUGAUGAUUACUUUUGACAACUAUGGUGUCUCAGGUCAUUGUAAUCAUCGUGACGUGCACUAUGGAGUAUGCAGCAAGCUACUGCAUGAUGCCUUACGAAGAGAUGUUGAAGUUUGGGAGCUUAUUAGCACCAACAUAUUACGCAAAUAUAGUGGUCCUGUUGAUAUUUGGUUGUCCAUGUUUUUGGCCAUGCUGCAAUCAAAUGGAACAAUGCAGUGCUUGGUAAAUGAGCAAUAUUGUAGGAGCCUUAAAGCUAUGGCCCAACACUCCAGCCAGUGGGUGUGGUUUCGCAAGCUAUUUGUUGUGUUAUCCAGUUAUACCUAUAUGAACACUCUUAGAAAGAUCAAGUGAAGUUACAGUGCUGAAAAGUUGUGAUCCAUUUCUUCCCUUGUACUUUGGCUGCGCAUUCUUCCCACUAAGAGCUCAAUAGGGGAGGGGAAGAGGGGGGGAGGGGGAGGAGAAGGAGGGGUUCUCGCUUGUGCAUGACAUCUCAUUGCUGUUAGAUUGUUGCAAUAAUUGUCAUUGUGUCUUCAAGAGGUAAAUUGUUGCGAUAAUUGUCAUUGUGUCUUCAAGAGGUAAAUUGUUGCGAUAAUUGUCAUUGUGUCUUCAAGAGGUACGCAAUUUAUAUUGAUUUCAUUGGUGUUCUAAAUUCUAUAGUAUAGAUCUCGGAUCGAUCAGAAAUUCUCCAUCACUUAAAUUUUGAUAAUUUAACUCAUUGGAUCGGAAAUUCUCCAUCGCUCUUGAUGAUUAUGGUGAUAUUUUUUGUAUUGUUAUUCAAUUAAUGUAUUGUUGGUUUUAUUCAAUUUUGAUAUGGUUUCGUUUAGUUCAAAUUGAUUUUCCUUUGUGUUUUAAGUACAAAGUCUAUGCCUUCUUUUAAUAUAUAAAUCAAAACUGAAUUGAAAUAUUGAACUUCACCUUGUGAGUACAACACUUUAGGUUUGUAAUAUUUUUUUUGUUUCUGGAAACCAAGACACUUGCUUUCUUGAAGAGUUGUAUGGUGGCAGAGAAGUCAAUUUUUUAUGAAUGAAAAAUAUGUAUCUUGUUACUUGAUUUGUUUGAUUGAUCGUAUAAUAUAUAUACAACUCUUUAAUUAAUUUGGAUAUGCAUUUUUCACUUCUAUCGACAUAAAAAAUGUUGAAUAGAUAGCUUGUUAUUUUUCUUGAAAGCUCAUGUGAUUAUUUGAUCCAUUAUUAUUUGAGAAUCACCAGAUAUAUAUUUAUAUUUAUUAAGUAAAAUAGAAAAUAGAAGGUUGUGAUUGAAUGAUGGUGUAAAACUUUUUACACCGUCGGUGCAUAGAAAUUAAUCUCAUUUAUGAAACUUAAGCUGAAUUGAUAAGUAUGUUGAAUAAAGGUGGACCCAAGUAACCUAAGGUUUAUGAUGUAUGAAAACUAGGGUUAUACUUAUAACAAUAACCUAGUUUCCAUCCAUCAUUGGCCCUAGGUUACUUGACCCUACACUAUAAUUCAACCUAUGGGCUUAAGCCCAAUAAAUAUAAAUAUUAUAUAAUUACAUGGACUUCUGAAAAAAUUGUUAAGUUAUCCAUUUAUUAUGUUGAUUGGUGGACCUUGCUUUUAUGAAACUUGUUGAAUAAAUAACCGGAUACUUUUACUAGAAGCUCAUGUGAUUAUUUGAUCAAUUGUUAUUUGGAAAUCUCCAGGUAUAAUAUUUAUAUUCAUUGGACUUAAGUUUAAUUGAUAAGUGUGUUGAGUUAUCGUGUAGGGUUAAGUAAGGUAAGGUUCGUGAUGCAUUAAUACUUUGAUUAAUGUUAUGCUAUGUAUAUGGUAUAUAGUAUAGCAAUUGUCACAGUCUACAUCCAUAAUCGACCUUAUCUUACUUGACCCUACAUUAUAAUUCAACAUACUUAUCAAUUGAGCUUAAGCCCAAUAAAUAUGAAUGUUAUAAAUGAUGAUACUGAUAGAAAAAGUAACUACAUGGACUUCUGGAAAAAGUGUCAAGUUAUUCAUUUGUUUAUAAAAUCAAGAUCCAUCAAUCAACAGAAGCCCACACACAAGAAAUUCUAACAAAAAGUCAGGAUAGUAUCAAGAAUAUGUGUCACACAUAAUUUGUAUAUAUUUAUGAUGUGUGUUUUUUUUGGUACAUCGGAAAAUAUUUAUGAUGUGUUUUUUUUUAUAUUACAGUUUACAUGAUAAAUAAUGAAAUUAUAUUUCUAAACUAUUGUAACUUUUAUUGGUGUACUUAAUAUAAAAAGUUACUUCAAGUUUUUGUAACUGAAAAAAGAAACAAUGUAAUUGUAAAUUAAGAUAAUGGAAUGAUGAGGUAGUGACAUGAUGAUAACAUUGAGAGUUCAAUUUUUCAUUUCCAUUACUCAAUUUUACAUUCCUUUUAAUGUAGUAAUUUCAAUAUCUCCUGCUUUAUUAUUUUCCCGUUAUUGAAAAUCAGGUAGUAUAUUUUUAGCACGCCGGGAUUUAAAACCCGUUAAUGUUGGUUUUUAACCAGGUAUUUUGUUUUUUAAUAUACCGGUUUAAGAAAAGUUGGUAGUACAUUUUAACAUACUGGGAUUUAAAAUUGAUCCUGUGUUUUUUUAGAAUUUGGAUCCUCUCCUGCAGCAUUUCUCUCCUGCUCCCUCCUGCAGUAUUUUGGACCAUUGGAUUAAUCUAACGGUAAACACUAAAUGGGUUUAACAAAACAAAAAUACACAUGAGCCAGAGCCAGUUCCACCAAUACAUUGUCCUUGUCGUCGACGGCGUCGAGCCACUCACCCCCUCCUCCUUUGAUCGCUACUAUGGUCAUCUUCGGCGGGGAUCUUGUCUGGUUCUCCGGUAACGUUAACGUCGUCUUUCAGCUUCUCUUUUCUGGCGAUCAUCAUCCUCCACCGCUGCCGCUCCUCAACCACUACCUCCUUAUCCUCUGUUCCAACUUCCAAGCACCUUGACUGUUUAUCCAAGCUGGCUAGAUUCAUUAUCAGGUUAUGUUUUGGGUUUGAUGCUGAUACCUUGUAGGUGACCCCUUUAGAAUUCAUAUGAUCCCCAAUUCACCAAUUCCAAAAUUCAUAAGAUCCCCAAUUCCAGAUUCAUACCACUGCCAUGAAAUUUCAAUUCAGAGAUGUAAGGAGCACACCGAUGGCGGAGAAGAAGUGAGAGUGGGGGAAAUGGGUGAGGAAGAAACUGUUGGGAUGAUGUGACAGUGAUAGUAGGCGAAGAGGGGGAGAGCUGGAUUUGGAACCCCAACCCUUAGAUUUCACACCCCCAAUUUUCGGAUUUUUGGGUUCCGAAUUAUUUCGGAAUCUUAUAUUCCGAAAUUAAUUCAUGAUUUGUAGUGCAAAAUACAUGUAACAUCUCACUUUUGAGUGAAAAAAUACUUCGGAAACCUUAUUUCCGAAAUAUUUCGGAAACUAAGUUUCCGAAAGUGGGGUGACAUUUCUAAUGAGUGGGGUGUCAAAUCUAGCACUCGAAGAGGGGGUGAGAUGUCGUGUUCAUGCCGGAGAAGACAAUGUUUUAUUUGAUUAAUUAAAUCUAUUUAAUAUUUUCUGAUUAUUUUAAUGUGUGACAUCUGAACCGUUGGGUUCAUCCAAUGGUGCAAAAUGUUGCACGAGGGAGAUGGAGAGAGCAUAGUGCUGGAGAGGAUCCGGAUUCGUUUUUUUUUUACCUACAGAGACUUAAAGUGUAUUUUUAAUGUAGCGUAUUCUUAGUAGACCCGGAUUUAAAACUCAGUAUGUGCUUCGAUUUUCAGGAAAAAAAAAAUCCUAUAUGUAGUGUUGGA
Messenger RNA from Lotus japonicus, 5014 nucleotides. RefSeq lists its product as uncharacterized. Gene Ontology annotation, cellular component: endoplasmic reticulum. Gene Ontology annotation, molecular function: N-acetylglucosaminylphosphatidylinositol deacetylase activity. Bases 866 to 1645 code for a protein of 259 amino acids. The record is from RefSeq and is a predicted model, not a curated record. Gene Ontology annotation, biological process: GPI anchor biosynthetic process. NCBI's taxonomy places the organism in Eukaryota, Viridiplantae, Streptophyta, Magnoliopsida, Fabales, Fabaceae. The transcript has 15 exons.